AUGGACAGCAAAGGAGAUGCUUUGGCCGUUGGCGCAAUGGCGCCUGAACAAAUGGUGAGGUUCCACGUGGCACGUGCUAUUGGCAGGGUUGCAAGGGAGCAGGAGAUGUGCUUAUAUGGAAAGAAUGGUGAUGAGAAAGAUGAGAAGGGCGACGGUGUGUUGAGCAGGGUGGGCGCACGAGUGGCAGAGUGGAGGGAUGCUGUGGUUGUGGGGUCUCAGAAAAUCGUGGGUGGAGGGAGGGAUAUGGAGGAGAGGUCAGGAAGUGAAAGAGGGACGAUGGAAGAAGGGAGAACCAAGGGACAAGGAAUUGCAUCUGGGGCGGGAGGAAAAGGGCCAGGAGGAACAGGGGCAGCAGCAGCAAGCCUGUUUGUGAGGCCAGCAGCCAUACGCAGCUGGUCUGGCGCAUUGUUGAAGUCAGCAUGCCCUCCUUCGUCUGCCUUUCAGCAUCGAAAUACUGAUGUCACGGUUGCCGCCCUGCAUGCUCUGCGCACACUUGCCGACAUCAGUGACGAUGUGGGCCGCAUAAGCAAUGAUGUCAGGGGGGCUGAACCUUCAUUGCGCGAGGGGAUUGCUCUGGAGGCAUUGCCGCAGCUAAGGCGUGUACUGGCGGCUUCAACUACUGCUGCCACUCAUGCUGCCUCUUCCUCUGGCUCUGCUCCUGCCUCUGCCUCUGCCUCUAUCUCUGCCCCUGGUGUUUCCACCAAGAGGCAUGACCCUGAUGUGCCGUCUCCACGUGCUGUUCUUCCAGGGGGUGUGCGAGCGCAGAAGAGCAAGGAGAGGAGGGAAACUGAGGGCGGCAGUGUGGAAGAACGCGAGGAGGCGGAGGAGGAGGAGGUGGUGAACCUGGCUGUAGCGCAGGCUGUAGCGUCGCUUGUGCUGGGCCGUCGAAUGUAUGAGGCGGCGGCAGUGGGAAGGCUGAUAGGAGUGCCAGAGCCAGCACCAGCAGCGGAGGCGGCAGAAACAGGAGCAGUGGUGCCAGCAGCAGCAAUAUCAUCCCACUUGCCAGCUCCGCUCCGCACCACACCGACUUGCCCAACAGUGGUGAUGCCUGCAGACGAGCUGCGGGCGUGGGGCCCUGUGCUAGUGAGAUGGGCGUGCGGGGUGAUGGGCGGUGGAGGGGAAUUGAACACAGGAGCUAGAGAAGAAGGAGCAAGAGGAGCAGAAGAAAGUGCAGGAGGGGCAGGGGAAGGGAAGGGAGGAGGAGCAGCAGGAAAGAGAGGUUCAAGAGGUGCGGCAGCAGCAGGGUUGCUGGGCGGCAGAAGAAGGCCGGCAAGGAGCUUCUUGGAGUCGAAUUUGGUGCCUUCUGCUGCCGUGGCUGCCACUGCUGCUGCCGGGCAGGCUGUUCUGGUGGAGGUGCUAUCUGCUGCUGUUCACAUGGCACAUCAUGCCUCUUCCUCCUCUCAUUCUGCUGUUGCUGCUGUGGAUGCUCGUGGGGGUGACGUGGCAUCGGGGGGAAAGGACAUGGGCGGGAAAGGGAAGCGAGGAAGGACGAAUGGAGGGAGGGAGAAAGCGAAUGGCAAGGAAGGAAGGGGAGGGUGGAGAAACGGACAGGCGGAGAGAGGCAUUGAAGGUGGAGGAAAGCUGGGGGUAGAUGAAGGGAGGCUGGCAGGAGUGGAUGUGGAGGGCGGGGGAGUGGGGGGCAACGAGGUUGGGAAGGAAUGGACGGAUGUGGCAGUGGGAGUGGGUCUGCUGUGGCUCUCUGAAAUGCUCAUGUGCGCUGUCAGGGAUGGGGAGGCAGCGAGGCAAGCAGUGAUAACUGGACGGGCGGGAGGGGGCUCACAGGGAGCAGGGGGCGUGGGCAGGAAGGGAGAGGCAGGGAGGCAAGGAGGGGGCAAGGGAGCGGAGAGUGUGGGGAUGACAGUAGCGACUAUGAAGUACCUUGAGUCAUUGUGGAGAGGAGGGAAGGGAGCACAGGGAGCACAGGGGGGAGGGUCGUUAGCCUCGCCUGCAGAUGAGCCCAGUAAGGUUCAUCCUGAUGGAAACGCUCCACAAAGCCAAGCACUGCUGGGGGGAGCGGCAGCAUCUGACAAGGGGUUGCGUGGAGGGGCAGGUGGGGCGAGUGCAAGGGGGAGUGCAGGGGAGAAGUCGUGGUGGUCGUAUGUGAACCCGUGGGGUGGGUCGGGCGUGGCUGGAGCAGGGGGACAGGCAGCGGGGGCAGGGACAGGGCAGGCCCCGGGGGGGCGGGCAAAGCAUAUGAGUGGGGCUGUGAGCGGGACGCUGAGUGGGGAGGUGAGAGGGGAGGUGAAAGGUGCACUGGGAGGGGCGUUGAGUGAGAAGCACCGCGCAGUGAGGGAUGAGGCGCAACGGUCCGCCAGCACUGCUGUGGUUCGCCUGGGUGAGGCGCUUGGGAGCGAGGCGUGGGGAUGGGGGGGAGAGGGUGAUGGGAGGGGCGGAAGGGGGGAAAGGAAGAGGGGCAGCGGGGAAGGGAAUGGCGGUAUGGGGUACAGGAAGGGGGGAGGCAGCAGAGUGCGUUCAGAGGAGCGAGAGUUAGAGGGGUCAGUGCGAGUAGGUGUGGAGAAGGGGGGUUUGGGAGAAACGGGAGGAGAGGACUCUGUACCAGUAGUAAGCAAUGCAGGCAAGGGCAGCAGCAGAUCCAGCCCAGCUGCUGCUGCUGGCGCUUCUGCUGUUUCUGGUGCUAUUAGUAGAAAAGAUGCUGUUGCUACAGUGAAUGUUACUGUAGACGAGCUGGUGAAAGUGGCGGAAGAGGAGCACGAUCAUUUAAUGGAUCUGCUGGGCUUUGAAGGAGGGCUGUACUCUACGCGGUCAGGGCUGGUAGCUUCUAACGAGGAUAAGCCUUCAGCCAGUGAUGAGCCUCCACGUGUGAAUGUUGUGGAGGCUCUGGACGCGGCUGCAGCAGCGGUGAAAGCGCUCGCUGAGCUGGCGAGCGAAGAUUGGGAGAUGCAGGAGCAGCUGGUGGCAGGUGGAGGGGUGGAGCUGAUGCGGCGGCUGCUGAUUGGUCGGGAGUAUUGGGAGUGGGUGAGAGGGGAAGAGGAGAUAAGGCGUAGCGAUGAGAAUGGUGCUGCAAGGGGCGCUGAGAAUGGGGCUAGGAAGGGUGCUGUGAAGGGUGCUGAGGAGGGAAGGAGUCAGCUGGAUGAAAAGGACCGAAGCAACAACAGCAGCAGCAGCAUCAGUGGUAGCAGCAGCAGCAGCAGCAGCGAUGGUAGUGAGAGCAGCAGGAGAGAAAGUGCUGGGGUUGAGUGCGAGAAGAGAGGGCUUCUGCUAGGCCUCGCUGCAGCUGCAACUGCAACUACCACUGCGACAGCUACUUCCAAGCCAAACGUCUCCCUAGGAUCUCAGCCCAUGCCAAAGGCAGGCACCCGGUCAACAAUAUCCCAACCCGCAGCAGCAGUGGCAGCUGGGGCUACAGCAGCCGCUCCUGCUGGUAUUGUGGCUUCUUCUGUUGACGUUACAGCAGAGGAGGGGCUAGAAGCGGCCAGGGCGAAGCUGACGAGUCUCCAAAGAAAUGCCGCCCGGCUGCUGGCGCAACUGUCAGCUCACCCGGACUCGUGGGCGGCAAUCGCCAAAGACCCGCUUCUGAUUGGCUGGCUUGAACAGUGCACCACAGGCGGGGUGCGCGAGGAUGGGAAGGAUAGGAGAGGCAGAGGGAGUGAGCGAGCGAGUGAAAAUGGGACAGAGAAGAAGAGGAAGGCGGAGGAAAGCCGUGGAGGACAAGAGCGGGAUGACACAGCUCAUUUGCACCGUGUGCUUCUGUCAGCACGUGGCAUGGGAAACCGCGAGCAGUGGGUCUCUGACUGGGAGGAGUACGAGCGUCUGCUGUGUGAGGCGUGUGUGAGCAAGAAGAUGCGAUCCAAUGCCCGCAAGGUGCUCUCCCAUGCUGCUCCCGCCCUGCAAAUCCUGCAUGCCCCGCAGAAAUUGCAUGCUCUGCCGGGGCCUGCGUCUGUUGCUGCUAGUGCUUCCACGUCAGCCCCAGGCUGUCAGGAUGAGUGUGACGUGGCGGUGCCAGGCUGGCACGAGCCAGGGAAGCAGUUCACGCCAAGAUAUGACGACGGCAUCUUCUUUGUCAACCCCACCAGCCCCUGGCUCCAAGCCCACUCCCUCCCCUCCCCCCUCUCCUCUCCCUCCCCUUCCUCUUCCUCUUCACCUUCCUCCCCCUCCUCUGUUGCCUCCUCCUCACUCGCCCCUGCCCGCUCCUCUGUGAGCAUGCCCCCUGCGCCUGUCCUGGAUGUGGUGUUUGUGCACGGGCUUAGGGGCGGGCCUUUCAAGUCGUGGCGCAGGGGAGAGGCAGUGCCUGCUGUAGCACCGCCUCCUGGAGCACCUGUGCCGCCUGUAGCGAAAACGCCUGUUGCAGGGACGCCGGUAGCAGGGAGUUCUGUAGCAAAAACUCCUGUAGUGUUGGGCCCUGGUGAAGAGAGACGGGUAGAGGGCCCCGUAGGGGGAGGGAUGCGAGCGAGUGGGGUUGUUAGUUUGGGUGAGGAUGAGAGCGCAGGUGAGAAACUGAGGCAGGGUGGGGCAGAGGUUGAAAGAGUGAUGGGUGGGGAGAUUAGGAGGGAGGCAGUGGGACGCGAUGGGGAAAAGGAUGGAGGGAAGGAGGAUGCGAAGAGCGUGGGAGGCAUGGAAGAGUCAAUGCUUGGGAGUGGGGGGAGUGUGGGGGAGGUGGAGCCAUCAAAGCUGCUGGAGGAGACACUGAAGGAGGAGGAGGAGGGCGGCAAGAAGGGGUCGUGCUGGCCGUGUGACUGGCUCGCCAGGGACCUGCCUGAGGCGCGCAUCCUCACCACCAAGUACAGGACAAAUCUUUCGGAGUGGGCAGGGGCAACCCUUCCACUGCAGGACAUCAGCAUCCUCCUGCUGCACAAGCUGGUGGCGGCAGGAGUGGGCGAGCGGCCGGUGGUGUUUGUGACGCACAGCAUGGGAGGGCUCAUUGUCAAGCAGAUGCUCGCCCUCGCGCGUGCCAGCGACCUGCCAGAGGUUCGAGCCAUGGCGGACAGCACAGCCGGCAUUGUCUUCUAUUCCGUGCCGCACUUUGGCAGCAGGAUUGCGGACUACUCCUGGAGAGCUCGAGCCGUGCUGCGACCCGCUCCUUCGGCUGACUGUCUGCGCAUGUCAUCACCGCAUGUGGAGGGGCUCAACACCAUGCUGCGGCACAUGCACAAGCAGGGCAGGAUCCAAGUGCUCUCCUUUGCUGAGACAAAGGUCACGCCUCUGGUGAAGACGUAUGGUGGGCUGACGCUGCGACUGGAGGUGGUUCCACUAGAGUCGGCCUACCCGGGAUUCGGGGAGUUUGUGGUGUUGGACGGGACUGAUCACAUCAAUGCUUGUAAGCCAGUCAGCACUUCCGACCCUGCUUAUGCCAAUACACUCAAUUUCCUUUACCAGCUUCGAGAUGCUGCUCAAAAGAAGGCGGUAGAUUUGAACAGGAGCAAGUAG
Closterium sp. Yama58-4 is the source of this 5385-nucleotide messenger RNA. The record is from the annotation of a GenBank genome assembly. NCBI's taxonomy places the organism in Eukaryota, Viridiplantae, Streptophyta, Zygnematophyceae, Desmidiales, Closteriaceae.